Molecule: messenger RNA, 7925 nt
Organism: Homarus americanus (American lobster)
Lineage: Eukaryota; Metazoa; Arthropoda; Malacostraca; Decapoda; Nephropidae
Product: zinc finger protein 704-like
Exons: 8
Coding region: 271-1833 (520 amino acids)
Biological process (GO): regulation of transcription by RNA polymerase II
Cellular component (GO): nucleus
Molecular function (GO): RNA polymerase II cis-regulatory region sequence-specific DNA binding; DNA-binding transcription factor activity
Source: RefSeq, a predicted model, not a curated record
UUUCACAUUCAGUUCCACGCAAAUGUAUAUCGCGGUAGGACCUGUGUGUGUCCACACCCAUAUGGGCAUUUAUAUUCAAGAUAAAGACACUUCUCGGAUUGUAACAUAGCAGUGGGAAUUUGUUGCGAUUGUCAAUACAGAUUGUUAUCCCCGUGAACUGUAUGUGCAUGGAAAAUAUUUUCUUUAAACAAUUCAGUGUUAACAAGUACUUAGUGUUUGUUGUUCACUGCCAAAAUAAUUAGAAGGAAGCUAUAAUUGUGAGUGUUCAAGAUGUCGACUGGGAAGCGUUUAGCAAAGAGGUCUAUCCUCGGGACCCGCGUGGCUUGCUGUUUGGAGGAUGGAAAAUAUUAUGCUGGCGUUAUUUGCGCCGUGAAAGCAGUUGACGAUGGUGGACCUACCGUUUAUUCUGUUCGUGUGGAGGGCGACAGACGGUCAAGAGAGGUGCGUGAGACUGACUUGGUGGGGAGUGGCUUCACUCCAGUAGGAUCUGUCAAACUGCGUGCUGGUCAGCGUGUAUUCAUAACGCACAAUAAUCGUGAAGUUUGUGGUAACGUUCUCUACCACCGCCCCAACAUUGACGAAGUUCUCAUCUCUGUCGUCAACCCAGAGACUGGCGUGAGGCAAGACGUUAAGAAGAGGAUUGAGGAGAUUCGCCUGCUGGAGUCGAGAAAGUCUGCUCGCCUCGCCGAUCAGGACACAGACUUCGCCAAGCUCGCCGAUAUGUCAACUGACCGCAAGGAACGCAAGUCCUCCCAGACUAUUGACGUGCCCGCCCCCUCUGGUGUACAAGGGUCCCGCAAGCGGCGUAGCUCACGCUCAGAGGAGGACCAGAUGGAUGAGUGUGCCGCAGCUAUGGUCCUCAUGAAGCUAUCAUGCUCGCCACGCUCCCCGGUUAUGCCUGAUGGUAUGGUCGGGGAAUCCAUGUCACCGGGGUCUUCCGUGUCGUCCGGGGUGUGGUCGUGGGUGGAUGGGCCGUCACCUUCCUCGUCCUCGUCGUCGUCCUCGUCACGUUCACCCACCCACCGCUCAGUCACCCCCUCACCCCCCCUGUCAGAGUCAUAUCCCCUUAACUCACCCAACCUGGAUGACGGACUUGAUCUGGAUGACUCCCUCUUCGAUGACGCCGUCCCCAGGAAACGACGGAGUUCAACCCGCACCAUGUUCAAAUGCACCUGGAAUGGCUGCCAGGAGAUGACCUCUGCCUGCGAUGCCAUUGAGAGACACAUACGCUCCACACAUCUUGGGCGUGAGGAAGUGAACAGUGACCACAGCGACAGUGAUAGUGAUGAUGAAGAUGAUCACGAGGAGGAAUUCUACUGGACCGAAGUGGAGGUUAACGUGGCCACCUGGGUUGACCCCUGUGAACCUCUGGUUACCUCCUCUGUACCAGCUGCUGUCAUGCCUCCUGCCCCUCCCACCACCCUCAAGCUCAUCACCUCGCCACCCACACCCACACCUAAUACAUUACAGGCAGUGGGAGUAGCAUUCCCAGCUGUGCCAGUGCAACAGUCCCAACCUCAGUACAUCCAUGUGUCUUCACCACCAACACUCAGCCACAUGGAUAUGGCUCGACCACCACAUGAAGAUCCCAGAUACAGGCAGCAGUUGGGAGGACCUCCUGCAACCCUCUCCAGUUCAUGGCCUCGCAGCUCUACGUAUCUGGGAUCUGGACGUGGUAAAAUAAGAGUAAGUUCUUCCCCUAAAGCUUCACCCGGCAGAGGAAAAAGGAAUGGAGAAAGUCGUAAGUGCCGUAAAGUAUAUGGCAUGGAGCAGCGUGACCUUUGGUGCACACAGUGCAAAUGGAAAAAGGCCUGCAGUCGCUUUGGAGAGUGAAGGAUCUCACAGUCUUGGGCCUGAUGGGUGUGCUGGGCUGUGCAGCUUAAAAAGAAAAUGACAUUUUGAUGUACUUGUUUAUGGAUUGAUUAUACUUCAGUGAGGGUAUCACAAGGAUUGUUGAGGGACAAAAUGAGUGGUAAAAACCUCAGAACACUUUAAAAGUGAGUGGAAAUAAUGAAUCUCGAGUACCACUGUACUUCAAGUGCUGCUGUAACUUUUUAUCAAGUGUGUACUGUGCAACAAAACUCAAAUAUUGAGUUUACAGAUGGUGGUCCUCCAAGCUUCAUCCCAGUACAGUACUCUGAAUAUAAUAGGCAGUGGUAGAUCACCACAAAUCAUCUCCUAUUAUCAGAGAAUGCAUUUUCUUGUAGAGCUGUGAAUACAAACUACAGAACCAUGGACUAAGACCCCCAGGAGCUCAGAUCCAUAUACAUCACUGCCACAUAGUUGACUGUGAGCUUCUGAAACUGGAAAAGUUUUGUGUGAUGGCAGUUUGUUUGUGUAUGAACUCUGCUGUGAUACAGAAUAAGUGGAAUCACACAGUGAUUCACUCCAACCACACUUUAAUGUCUGGUGAAUAUUGACACCUGUUUAGAGGUAAAGAGAAUACUGUAUGUGGAAAUAAAGAAAAGGCCGUUGACCAUGAAAGUGGUUGUAACAUUUUAGUUAUAGAAAGGCUUCCAAAUCUCCAGCACUUAUUAUUUGAAUACCAGAUGAAAAUUGCAACAAUUACUUUAUGUAAUUGAUGCAACAGAAAGUAUGACAUGUUAUAAUAGCUUACAUACAUUGUAUUGUAAAAUUAAGGCAAGGGUCUUUCCGUGUAUGUCAUUGUAUUUUAGCCAGAGUGAAGUGUGGAUGAGGCAAGCUAUAGGUGAUGAGCGGAUAUGAACGUUAAGAAUUAUUUGUAUCUAAAAUACUUUUGUACAGUUUUCAUGUUAAACUAAAUAGAUUCCAUUCAAGCAAUACUUCAUGUUCAAGACUGCAGAAAGAAUCACCCAUACUUCCAAGUCCUGUUAAUAUUACUUUUAUGUUUUAUUUUCAGGUGUAAAGUGUCUGAUAAGCAUGAAAUGCAAGCACUUGAAAUGUACAAACAAAAGUCAUGAUAAUCUUACGAUGCUCACAUGUCUGUGCAACUAUAAGUACUGUAUAGACUGGUUAAAGGCAGGAGAGUGCUCAAGAGUUAUUAAAAAAAAAAUUAAGUUGAUAUUAACUGUUCCUCCAUAACACGUAAUCAGAGUGAUGUACUGCUACUAGUCUGCCUUAAUAAACAACAGUCAUAUACACCUUCACUGAACUAUGGAAGUACUGUACUCACAUGGGUUCAGUUUAGUGUGGAACUUCUAUGCAUACUGUAUAUUAAAGUUGUCAGUGGGGAAACUAUGGCCACAUAUUAAAAUUGAUACCCAGUACCUGUGAUGCUUAGGUCAGUUCUUAGACAAAGGCAUGAGGCCUGUGUAUCUGGAGCUUCAUCAGUAUGCUAAAGUGAGUGGGCUAGUGGUACUACUGUACUACAUGUAUCAGGUCUCUGUCAUCUUAAUCUUUUAACCAUGCAUUCUGGCCCUGCUAGACAAUAUAACUAAUUAAUGAUAAACCAAUUCUCUGGUUUAUAUAUAUAUAUAUAUGUAUAUAUAUAUAUAUAUAUAUAUAUAUAUAUAUAUAUAUAUAUAUAUAUAUAUAUAUAUAUAUAUAUAUAUAUAUAUAUAUAUAUAUAUAUAUAUAUAUAUAUAUAUAUAUAUAUAUAUAUGAACAAGACUCAAACAUUUGGUUUUGAGUUGAAUUUUUUUUUUUUAUGUUUUGAGCCGAAUCACUCAGAGGAAAAGAUGAGUUAACUGCCAAAAUCGUAAUGCAUAUGUACUUAUUCAAAGCUUUCUGUUUUUAUUAUUGUCAGAUAAUGAUGUCAUUUUAAUGAAAACAAAUUCUUUGGAGUGUUUUUAAGGAGCACUCUCUGGUCUCCUCACAGUUGUGUAGCAUUUUUUCUUGCAGCAGUGAAUCAAUUUCAAAUGUUCUUUGUAGACUUAAAUAGACCCAGGAAACUAUAAGGAUUGUUUUUAAGCUUAGUAAGAGAAAGAAUAGAUAUGAUAAACCUAUGGCAACAUAUCAGUCAGGUGAUGAAGAGCAAUGAUAAAAAAAAGACAAUUAUCUUUAACUGGACUCAAAGGAAAUCUUAUUCUUGGUAUGAAAAAAAUCAGCUCCAACAUCCCAUUACCACAACCCAGCAUCCUAAACCUCUUUACACAGAAAGUAAUGAAGUAAUAUUUCAGAUAACAGUACAGUUAUAGUACUGGUAAUGGAAUUGGAUUUUUCUGAUCAUAUAUUUUAUAUUACUUUAUAUUAGUAAAGCUAUAAUUUUCCAAACAUGUAAAGAUUGAAUAAUAAUUUAGAUGGGUUCAGGAGAUUCAUUGUAGAAAACGUAUAUGUGAGUAAUGUUAGUCUUAAUGAUUGUAACUACAUUAUGGAUUAUCAGAAAAUACAGUAAGGUUUUAAAUUAUGAAGUACCUGUAUGACAAUUAUUUCCUAUGUCAGGGAUUUGAAGUAAUGAGGGGUGUGGUAGGUGGUGUUAAGAGCUGACCAUAUGAAGAAUGAAAGGUUUGGAAACCUUAGAUAAAAAAAAUUAUAAGAUUUCUUCUCAUAUUCUUGAAUAUUAUAACUUGCCAUAUUUGGUGUUUUUAAUUUAUGUAUGGCAUUAUUUUUAUACUUUUUUUUCCAUAAUCUUUAUCCAUGACAUAGUUAAUAAAUGGAUAGCUUGGGACCAUGCCAUUGGGGAAAAUCUCUAGUAGGUCUUGCCGAGAGACAGUAGAGAUAUAAAGGAAGAGGCUGUACAGGUGUGUGUAUAAGACUUAACAAGCCCACUGACGACACUGUUGAUAACUUUUUUAAAUGUCCCGAGAAAGAAGAGUGAAAAACUUUGUGAAGAAUUCAUCAGCAUUCUACUGUGUUUUAGUUUGCUUAUUUUAGGAGUAACAAUUGCAGUACGGUACUGUACAUUGGAUAUGAUCUUUGUUAUUUUAAACCAAAUUAAUCAGUAACCAAAGAAAAUGUUGGUUAAAGUGAAAACGUUGUAUGAAUAUUAGGUACAAAGACUUUAAUUUCAUCAAGAAAUAACAUAAUGUAGCUGGUUGAGAUUUGAUCAUGUAUAACAUAUUUCUUCAUGUUACUCCUCUUCUUUUUACUGCCGGUACAUGUAACUGGGAACAAGACAGCAUAAUCUUAAUAUUUGAUAACCGAGAUGCUUAAAACAUUUAUGAAUACAGUAAUUGUUGGCAGUGACAUAUAGAAGGUGUAGAUCAAGUGUUGGGCUACUAUUAUUAGGGCGGGGAAGCUUGAAUGGUAUGCAGUUUGCAAUGUUCAGUUCAAUAUCCCCAAGUUUGAUCUCAUGAAUAAGAAGCAGCUGCUCAUAUAUAAUUAGACUGGUAAACAUGACUAUGGCUUUUCACUGAUCACCUGAGCCAAGAUGUCAAAAAUAGCAGCUGCAUUUUUCAAUUUUUAUCAGGAAUAUAAGGCACUGAUCUUCCAAGAGCAAGCAGUAUCCCUGACAUUAUGUUAGUGGGCAUGACCUGUACUGUCUACCAUUGAAGAUGCACUUGGCUCAAACCGUCCACUGGUGACUGACUGUGGUUCACAAUUUGUACCGGUGAACAUGGCCAGGAAUGUCCACUGGUGAAAAUGGCCUGAACCUCUGCUUGUGAAUGUGGAACAGACCUCCACUGGUGAACAUGGCCAAAACUGUCCAUUUGUGAACAUGGUCAAAUCUGUCGACUGGUGAACAUGGCUGAAACUGUCCACUGGUGAACAUGGCUGAAAACUGUCCACUGGUGAAUACUGUAUAGCCUAGAUUACUCACUUCUGGAUGUGGCCAAAACCAUCUGCCAGUGAAUGUGGCUGGACCGUCCACUAGUGACCACGGCCUCACUUUAUAAAGAACACUGCCAUUUUUUCUUCACGGCAUUACCAAUUGAGAGUUGUGUUGUGAUUAUUUUUUUAUCAUGUUUUUCAUUGUUCCCUUUUUUCUUUUAAGUUGCAUAUCAUUACCUUAGAAAUAUGAGAAAGUACAUAAGUGAAUAUUGAGAGGCUAUAAAAUGCUCAUUCUGUUCAGGUAGUUGGACUAAACGGGUUAACAGAAACCCCAUGUGAUCAGUCUUUCAAUACACAUGUUUAAUAUGCAUUAUAGUCUGCUUAGUUGAUUGCCCAUUCAUAUUAAACAUUAUUUCAUAUACUGUAUAGAAAUAGUACUCACCAUUGUUUUAGGAUAUAUAAAAUACUGGGUAUAUGCAGUUGUUUUUUUACAUAUAUAUGGAUGUAAAGUUGCACAUAAUGUAAACUAAUACUGUAUUUUAAUGUCCUAGGAUGAUGUUUACAAAACUUUCAGUAACGGGCGAGAUCAUGUCCACUACCAAAUGAGUGCUUUAAAUAGAUUUUAUAAACAAGUGAUCUCUAAAUACUUUUAGAGUUAGAUAUUGUAUCAUUUAUGGAGAAUAUAGAGAAUUUAUUAAUAUAUUUCACCAAAAAAAUACAGAAAGGCUCUCUUCACUUCUGGUGCUAAUGUUGCCAUACAGUCAAAAAAAAAAGACGAAUGAUUAGAAAAAAUAAUAAUAUCCCGCCCCAUUUAUAUGUACGAACUGUUCAGUAUCUCUGUUUAAAAGAACAUUUGAUUAAUUAAUGUUCAUCAAUAUCAAAAUGUGAAACAAAAUGGCCUUGGAUUGCACAAAUGUUUAUUAAAAAGAAAUCUCUCGUAUAUUUGGUAUUAGACUGUAAUGUUGGUUGAUUAAGGAUUUUUUUUCCUCCCAGUUUUGUAAAUAAGACAUGGGCACACGUAUCUUGUGAAGAGUUUGCCAACCCUAGUCUAAGAAUCAGAAUAAUUUUUAUUAGAUACAGCACUGUAAUUGUAAUUCAUAGAAAUAAACCAAGAAUAUCACGUAAAAGAAGAUAUUGUAAUAUUUUUUCUGAACAUUGGACAUAUAAUGUUAGUUGAUGCUUAGUAGGUAUGUAGUGAAAACUCUACCUCACCUACAAUAGUCCUGUAUUCUUGAUGGCAAAAUGGACUGAAGAUUAGGGUGGUGGCACUGUGUAUAUUUCAAGGACUACCUGUCUUUCAUUUGUAUUAAACACAAUUGUUUCUACAACACAUCAUCACAUAAUUGCCUAUGCAAUAGAAAAGGACACCUUCCGGGGCAUCUCACAUAUACAAAUAAUGAACAUUUUUUAUGCCAUUUGCCAAGAAGUUAACCAAGGACCUCAUUACCAAGAAAGUGUAAUUUGAUAUUUUAUGCCAUAGUACAAAGUAUUUUAUGACGUCUUAGUUUUUACAAAGCUUUUGCUAAUUGCCACAUAAUUUUUGUGUCUUAGAGUUGUAAGACUUAAAAAAAGAGUUUUAUUGAUGUAUUAUCCAUUUUCAUCUCUGUAUUGUAAGUGAUGUAUAUAUUCUAUGCUUAAUGGUGUCGGCUGUUCUACUGGUGUACAUAGACCCCCUCCCAGGCUUCUGUUAUACCCUAUGGAUUGAAAGAUAUAUGAUCUAUUUAGUAUAUAUUAAAGGAUUUUUAUGUUACUUGAUUUCCUAAGAAUUUAUGAAUAUUAUUUUUAUUAAUAUAUUUUACGAUUAUUAUGAACCGAGUGUUUCUUAUUACCUGAAAGAGAUUUAAGGUAGACAAAGUGAAAUCCAUGGGGUUACUCUUAUAGUUUUUCCGUGAUUCAUAGAUAUAGAUAUUUGAACAUGUUGAGCAAGGAUGGCAUGGGUUAAUAUUUUGAAGUUGUGCUUCAUGUGUGGAAAGUUUUAAAAAUUAUAUGCAAAACUUAUAUAUGCAAAUUUUUAAUAAUAAAUUAUAACCUGUACUAAGUAGUUUCCGUUUACUGUAUUUCACAUUAAAAAUGGUUUAGAAAGGGAUAGUGCCUGUGCAAUCCAAAUCCAGAUGAGUUCUUCAAAAGAACAAGGGACAUGUGAACAUGUUCAACAUGUUCAAACUUUUGUACAGACAUGAUAGAUUCAGUGUGUUUUUAAUUGCUAUUUUAUAAGAGUAACAUCUUCUAUUCCUAUCUCCAGACAUUGCUGUAACUGUCUGUAUGGUUUAUCGUAAUAAAAACAAUUGUGCAUGAAA